AUGUCUUCUUUAAAACAUAAAUAAAUUACCAAAAGGCAAGCCAAAAAAAGUUCAAAACAAAAAAACGAAGAUGUUAUAGCUGUUCUAAAAAAAGAGCUAUUUUAGAGUGAAAGAAUAUUUUUUAUUGAAGGCGAUUUAAUAGUAAAUUUAGAUUUCAUAUAAGGAGUAGAUUGUCAACAGAUUAAAUUCGAUGAAGUGAGUCCAUUCAGACCUUUCAUUUCGUCUGUGUGGGAUAAAAAAAAUAAUUAUUAUAUGUUUUAUAGAGAUCCGCGCUGCCCAAAAUCGUAACUAGAAAAACUUUAUCACAUUUUGGAUUCACUUGGAAAUUAAUAUGCCCAUAAUGUUUGCUUAGAACUUAAAAAAUAUUUUGAAGUUAUGUAAGACUAACUUUAGAAAUAUAAAUAAAAAAAUCAUAAAAUACAAAGCGAGUACAAUAAGGAGAAAACCUUUUAAUUGGCAUAAAAAUAUCUAAAUGAAAAAGUAAAAUCCAAAUAUUUUGCAUUUAUGGUUAGAACUGGUCAAGGCUACUUUCUGCAUAACGAACUUGUAGGUAUUUCUUAAAACCUGAUAAACAUUCUUGGAUUUAAGCCUGAUGAAUUCGAACACUUAGUUCUUACUCAAGGAGUUCCUAUGUUCUACAAUAAAAGCAUGUUUUCUUCAUAAAAGCUCAUAUCCGAUUUGAAGAUAAAGCAAAUAUUAUAUGACUAAGAUAAAUUAGAUUUUAUGGAGGACAUUUAAACUGAUUUUUAAACUGCUGAUAAUUAAUUUUUGAAUGUUCGAUUGAAGGGUAAAAGAGUUAUUCUCUAAGAGAGACCAAAUAAUUUCCCUGAUGAUUUAAUAAUAAUAGAAGGAGAAUAUGAUUUUGAUUAAAUAAUCAGAUACCUUUUGCUCAGAAACAAAAAACAAUAAUCUGCCGAAAUUUAAGAAUACAUGACAAAAGUAGAUAAUUUUCUUAUAAAAUACUACAAAAAAGAAAAUUAAGACAGUUCAGAAAACUCGAAAUUUGAUCAUUUAAGGUGUAAAUACAGGCCAUUAAAUGAACAUGAAUUAUAAAGAUUAAAAGACAUUAAAGAAUAGACUGAUAUAAAUUUAGAAGACUUCGCUGAAUUUGAAGAAUAAUUAGAUUUUGGAUUUGAAAAUCAUAUUAACGGUAAUGGAUAGUAGUAAUUUUAAGAUUAAGACUUCUUCACUAAUUAAGAAGAAAUAUUAAAUGAGUAUAAAAAUUAAAACAACCCAACUUCAAUAGAUGAGUAAACUUAUUGUAAUGAAGGACAUCAAUAUUUAAAUUUUGAUAUUAAUUCAUAGCAAAUGAUAACUUAAAAUAAUAUAAAUAUUUUUUAAUCAAAUUAAAACAUUUUUUAACAACCUUGUUAGAAAUAAUAAAUGCAAAAUAGCAACAUUAAUUACUCUAAUUAGCUCAAUUUUAGUAACGAAUUUGAUGUUAUCGAAAGAAACUGCUCUGAUGAAAUGAAUAUAGAAGGUGGACAUUUCUAUUUUAAUUUAAGUAAUGAUUAAGUCGAUUAAAAUUAAGGUUUUCACUUCUAAAAUGAAAAUGAAUAAAGUAAUCUUGGGUAUUCUUAGAAUUUAUAAUUUGAUCAUGCCUAAUAACAAUAUAAAUAUUUAGCAUAUUAGUCUGUUUUGCCUAAUUAGCAUUCAGAAGGAUAUUUCAUGUAACAAUAAUCAUUUAAAUUGCCAAGUAAUAACGAAUGGAUUUAAAAUUAUUGA
Molecule: messenger RNA, 1725 nt
Organism: Tetrahymena thermophila SB210
Lineage: Eukaryota; Ciliophora; Oligohymenophorea; Hymenostomatida; Tetrahymenidae
Exons: 3
Source: RefSeq, a predicted model, not a curated record